AGCCACCCAAAAAGCACCAACAGCUCACAACACACCAAGACGAUGACUGCUCCGGCGUAGCUAUCUCCCUAAGCAACAAGAGACACAUCCAGCGCCAUGUCGCGCAACGUGCAUAACCUCUCUACGCGCGAACGCAUCAUCCGCUCCUUGUUUAGCGAACGCGCCGAGGAUGGCAGUCCACAGGAAAGCUACAUCACACAUGUGCGCAUCUACGAAGACCCUCAAAACCCAUCCGCGCCGCCCUCUGUGCCAACACCACUAGAAGAUCGCAAGGAACGAUACAUACUCCUGACCGUCAAGAAGAAUGGCCGUGUACGCUUGCACAAGUCGCGCCAGAAUGAUAAUGGGACGUUCCAGAUUGGGAAGACCUGGAACUUGGAUGAUGUCAAGCACUUUGAGAAUAUUGAUGAUCGCGGCAUGGUUGUCACGUUGCUCAAGCCAUACUACUGGCAGAUGGACACAAAGGAGGAGAAGCUUGGAUUUGUAUCCGCCGUCAUGCGCGUCUACAGGAAAUACACAGGUGGUCGCAUGUUCACCCUCGAAGGCUUCAGCGAGAACUUCCUCGCCAAUGCCGAGAGCACACUGUCGCCGGCACCGACAUCCAGUCAACCAGCAGGACGGACCGUGAGCGCGCAACCACACAGAGCACCGCCGCAACAACAACAACCUGGACAGGCGAAUGCGCCACGUCGUGUCAGCGAUAUGGGAGGGGUGGAAUUGAGACGCCCUGCCCCAGGACAAACACAGCAACGUAUCCCAGGAACACCGGAAAUGCCCGGCAUGCCUGCCGCGCCCCCGGCAAGGUCACCGUUCCGUCGCCCAAGUGAAAACACGCCUAUGAGUGGUGUGCCUGCUACGCCAAGUAGUGCUUAUGAAGUGCCUAGACGGGCUGGCUCUACGCUCAUGUCGCCGCCCAUCCAGCCUGAUUAUCCACGACAGCAACAGCAACAACGUCCCUUGAGCAUCGAAACAGAUUUGCGCUCGCCACCCAUCAUCUCCAAUCAGCGACAAGUAUCGAGUCCACUAGGCGGGGCACCCAGAUCUGUGACUGGAUUACAAAAAAGUGAUAUGCCACCGCCGCUACGAAAGGCAUCGACUGGAUCUGCACAACUUGCGUCCCCAUUACCGAGUAAAUCACCAGCCCGACGACCCUCAGCUGCAUUACGCACUACAUCCAUGGAACAAGCUAGAUCAGCGUAUACGGGUGAUCGCUAUAGUCAAGGAGAUGCGCAUUCGCUCCUUGGACGCGAGACGCCCCCACCAGUACCGCUAUUGCCGAGCAAAUCUGUAGCACGUUCGGGAGCGAGCUCGCCGGCAAUUUCAAUGCAGACGCGAGAUGAGAAACGCGAAUUGCCGUGGGACGCGAGCGGUCAGAAUACGCCAAGAGAGGAGAAGAAUUUGGUUGGCUUGGGUCUUGAGCGACCUGGGAGUGCAGUCUCUCAGUCACCAAGUUAUAGCACAACGACGAGCGCAGCGACUCUCACGGCUGGAGCAAGUCUGAACAAAGCAACAGGUCGGUUGACACCUUUCGGACUGUCGCAAGACAGGCAACAUGCUGAAUCUUUGGAUGUGUACCCCGAUGACCCAGAGACGGCGUUUAUCGACGAACUCCUACGCGGAUUUCAGUGGAAUUCGUCCGACGGCACAGCGCCGCUUGAACGACGGUUGGAGGAUGAGCUGGCUGCAAUGGAAAAUACCAAUGUUUUGACAAUGGUCCAGCAAGAUGAUCGCGUGACCGAUCUCAUGGGACGUCUCGAUCAAGCUAUCAGCCAGUGUGAUGAGAUGGCAAACAUGCUGACCAUUUAUGAAUUCGAGCUUGGUAGUGCCGCAGACCACAUCCGCCAUAUCGAAGGGCAGAGCGCUGGUCUGCAAAUUGAGACGGCAAAUCAAAAGGCACUUAUUGCAGAGAUUGACAAUGUGCUGUCUAGCAUCACCAUCUCCUCAGACAACCUCGACAGCUUGGGUUCUGCGAGGUUAGAUGACAAGCAAGAUAUCACAAAGUUGGAGAAGAGUCUGGCGAAUCUAUUCCGUGCGCUCAAGGCCAUGAACGGUGAGCAGCGCAACGGACGUGGCAUGUCGGCACUGCAAAGCAAGGAAACAGAGUAUGACGCCAAGAGCAAGCAAUUCGUGCUGCGCCUGUGCAAGUAUCUACAAAUCAAAUUUCCCGCAGCCAUGAUGGGCGACAAGCGCCGUAAGCUGGGACCCGGGGAGGCACCUCCUAGAUUAUUACCUGGCCACGAAGCUGGCUAUGAGGCUCUAUUCACGUAUGCAGGCUUUAUGCUGUAUGCGCGUGAAAUUGAUGUGCCGCGGUACAGAGAAAUCAUCAGCAACUACAGUCGCGCUGCAAAAGAUGCAUGGAAAGAGACGGUGGUGGAAUUCGCUCUUGGUUGGAAAGCGCUGGCGCGUCGUGCGACUGCCGAAGAGAUGGAUAUGCUCUUUACCUCGGCUAGAGAGCAAUUGUCGCAAUUUGGCAGCAUGAGUAGAGCUGCUACGCUAAAGAGAAGCAAUACCUUGGCCAAGCAGAUUCGCGGUCAAUCCGGACCUAAGCAGCAACCUGCACCGCCAGCUCAAGACAGACAGGAGGGUAAGUUGCCUGCUGCUGAAGUAUUCACCAUUGUGCUCGACAACCUCGCACUCAUUUUGUCAACGGAGCAAAACUUUUUGGUAGACUUUUUCCAUCUGACAUCGGUUGAGACGAUUGAAUUCCCCGAUUAUGUCGGCUUGGGUAUCAAACAAGAGCUCACCGUUGCGCGUUUGGAAGAUCACAAGCAGAUGGAGCCAGAUAGGCAGCUGGCAAAGCAGCGGUUCGACACCAUGGACAAUAUUUUCAGCUGGCUUCAGGCCGAAGUGCUUGCUCUCGCUGAGCAGCUCACAAAGCAGGAUGCCAUCCAAGUGGUCGGCAUGCUCAAGGCUGUUGAAGUGAUUUCAAUGGAAUGGCGCGGCUCUGACCAAGAGUACAUGCUGCGACUGCUUGAAAAAGUCUUCGAUCGUUUGGCAAAGGCACUCAAUGAUUUUAUGGAGGCACAAAUCAGGGCAAUCAUCAGCUUCAAGCUCACCUCCAAGAAGCGUUCUGGUGUCAUUCCGGUCUUUGAGAUCUUUCCCGAUUUCGUCGAGCGCAUUGAAGAGCAGCUGUAUAUUGAUGACAGUGUCACGCUCAAGCAGGAUGACUUUGCCGUCCGUGGUCUCGUCAAUCAAGCUUAUGAGCGCAUUUCCAAGGCCAUGUUUGAAUCAGUGCGCACUUUAGCCUCUUCAGUCUCGAGCACUGGAGCUUCCAACACGACGAGUGGCGGCGGCACCAUCAGCGCCAUGACAGGAUUCGGUGACUCGAGUGAGGACAAGGAACUACUCAACUAUCACAUCCUCAUGCUGGAAAACAUGCAUCUCUUCAUGCAAACGCUGCGGAUAGGUUCGAAGCAGGUACCCUCACUCGAACGAUUCCAAGGCGAAGCGAGCCGUCAUUUCAAUGAACACCUCGAAGCUUACACGCGAAGUAUUGUGGCGCGCCCGCUUGGACGUGUCGCUGACUUUUGCGAUAAUGUGGAGCGUCAAGCGGCCAAAUCGGCCGAUUUUAGUAAAAAGGCAAGCUUGAGUCCUGCAACCGCAAAGCGACUUGUCGUGGAGUUGGAUGAGCGCGAGAUGAAGCGAGCUAUAUCGGCCCUUGCGAAACGUGUUGAGAAGCACUUUUCUGGUGGCGAGAGCGCUGCUGAUAAGGAAGAGGAGUUGUUGGCGCUUGUAUGGCGGGAGUCUGGCGUCGUCUUUGUUAAGACUUGGGAUCGCUUUGAGCAGGUCCUCGGGAAGUGGUACCCUCAGCUGCUGGUAUCGGGUGAAUGUCGACCGGUUGGCAAGUCCUACAUUCAGUCGUGCUUCGCCAAGCGUGAUCCAAAUAGUGCAUGAGCUAAAGUUGUGUAAAAUAAUGCACUCCACUAUGUGAGAUAACUGGCUUAUAUCGAAUAUUGUCAUAACUAAGGACUACUGCUGGUAAUCCAUGUGCUUUGCUACCUCUUUGCUUGUGAUGCCACUUCCUCCAUAAUUCGCGAUACGCGUCCAGCGCGACCGCCUGUCUUGUGAGGUUGUACAGAUGACACCAAAAUU
This is a messenger RNA of Protomyces lactucae-debilis, 4092 nucleotides long. RefSeq names its product exocyst complex component Sec3-domain-containing protein. The record is from RefSeq and is a predicted model, not a curated record. Bases 97 to 3894 code for a protein of 1265 amino acids. Gene Ontology annotation, cellular component: plasma membrane; exocyst. Gene Ontology annotation, molecular function: phosphatidylinositol-4,5-bisphosphate binding. The transcript is spliced from 2 exons. Gene Ontology annotation, biological process: exocytosis; Golgi to plasma membrane transport. Lineage: Eukaryota; Fungi; Ascomycota; Taphrinomycetes; Taphrinales; Protomycetaceae.